Laccaria bicolor S238N-H82 is the source of this 2157-nucleotide messenger RNA. RefSeq lists its product as uncharacterized. The coding region runs from base 1 to 2157 and encodes 718 amino acids. Lineage: Eukaryota; Fungi; Basidiomycota; Agaricomycetes; Agaricales; Hydnangiaceae. The record is from RefSeq and is a predicted model, not a curated record. The transcript has a single exon.
AUGACUUUCAGUGCAGAUGGUACAAGCCAUCGUAGCAUCAACUACAAUUCCCGCCAUGUUCAUCUUAUUGCUGAGGAUUACACUUCACCAGAGGGCAGUUCAAAGCAACAAGUAACCCGAACUUUUGGAAUUCAAUCAUCAAAAGAUGGAUCUAGUGAAGAAGCUAUUGCAGACUGGGAGAAUACUCUCAAGAAAAUUAUUGACCUCUACAAUAACAGUCCUCUUGGAAAGCGCUCAGGUGGACUUCUCAAAUUUAUUGAACUUUUGAUCAACCUUGCAGGAAUGAGCACUGAUCACUGUGCAAAGGAAAAAAAAGAUGCCCGAUUGCUUGAAACUCUGAAAGCUUGGGCUGUUGAUCAACAUCUUGGAGAAGAAAAAAUGUUAGAAAUGACAUUAGAGGAGGUUUGUGACUAUUUCAAGAAAGCAGAAGAGGAAAUGAUUAGAAAAGCUGGUGGGGUAAAUAAGUGGAACAAACUGUCUGACAUCAAGAAGGCUGAGAGGAAGGCCAAAAUGAUUGAAGAGGCAGUUGCUGAGUUGGGAAAAGAAGAGUUUGAUAAUCUCUCUGAUGAGGAAAAACAUAUUUUCCGGCUCUUUAUCUGGGCUGGCUGUGGUUGCCACAAGGAUCUGAACACUAUUCGGGGAGGGUAUCUUGCAGUGGCAGCUUGGUGGAUUGAGAAUGGGCUUGAGGAAGAACACCCUGUCCUUCUUGCCAAUCGUGAUAAUGAUCCUGUGGUUCAAGAGCGAGCCACUGCUCUUGAGAAAGGUGACACCCUAACACCAGCUCAAGAAAGAGCUUUUCACAAAUCAACACGUGGUGCAAUUAAAACUGCAGAAAUUGCAGGUGCAAUCUUCAACAAUAAAGACGAUAAAAGGGGCCACCAUGAUAUCUUUCGUUAUUGGUGGUGGGAACAUGUGGGAGUUCCAUUUACAUUUCCUGAUACAUCCAACAAUAGAUUCCAGUCAUAUUGUAAUGCUGCUGCAGCCCUUAUUCUCUAUGGAGAUAAAUUCAAGGAUUUUCUUGAGAGUCUACGCAUCAACAAGCAAAAUCCAACACUCAAUCACAUGGAGUUAAAUCUCUGGAAGGCUCUCCACUGCACUUCAACAGUGACUGAGCUUGCUGUUCUUGCAAUUUAUGCUGAGGCUGUUUCAUACCCAUAUAUGAAAGCAAUCUGUACUUCUGAUGCCCAAAAAAAGAACAUGCUUGACCUUGGUCCUUUUCAUUCUCGUGUCUAUGAUCAUAUGCAGAAAAUCAUUGCAAAUCCUGACAUUCUCAUUGGAAAAGACCUAGACAUUUCUGAAUCAUACAAAACAGCGACUCUAGAUGGUGAAAAGUGGCAGAAUCCUGCAGUUGUAAAGAAGAUAUUUGACCUCAUCCCUACACUCCCUCACUUCCACAAUCUUUUGAUUGCAUUUUUCAAAGGAGCAGCACAAACAUGGGAACGUUUCACAUCAGAAUUUGCACCUGGUGGCCUAAUUGAUGAAGCAACUGCAGAGGAAAGGGAGCUUGCACAUAUGCCUGCAACAAAUGAUGAAAAUGAAGGUCUGCUAGGGUCUUUCCGACGCCUCAUGCACUAUCAGCCUCAGCUUACACUUCUCAGUUGCAAUGCCUUGAUAAUGUUUUUCCGCAAUAACACACAAGCAUUUAUGGAAACAAAGUUUACUGAGGAAGACUAUCAGUAUAUACAUAAACUUGGACGAGAGGCAAAUGGGGAGGAGAAGAAAAGGCGCAAUGAACUUACUGAUUUCCGUGACCAACGACAAGCAAAGAAAACUGCACGCAAGGAGGUUUGGGAGCAAAAUGCAAAGGCAACUGCAGAACAGAUUGCACAGUUGGAACUUGUUUUUGACAAGGAAAAGGUCCCAGGACUCAAGGGCACGUCCCUCAAGGACCAAUUGAGACUCUUCAAGAGUGCAGGUGCUCCAAAUCUCAAGCAAGGGCCAAUGCCAACCAAAGUUGCUGAUAUCCGCAAAGCACUUGUAGAUGCUAUUGAUCUGCAUACAAAUGGUGCUUGGAAGCUCAUCCAAGAUGAGGGGAGUGAGGGUGAGAAUAUUAAUCUGUCAGAGGAAGAGGAGGAUGAGGAGGAUGAGGAGGAUGAGGAGGAUGAGGAGGAUGAGGAGGAGGGUUGGGAGGAUAUAGAGGGCUAUGAGAGUGAAUGA